AUGGCCGAACCUUGGUUCACUCUUAUUGAUGCAGAAAGUAACGAAGAGUAUAAAAUUUUAAUAUCGUCUACAGAUGCUGCAAGAAAUUAUAAUGAAUUUGCUUAUUCAUUAUUGCGUCAAGCAAAAAAAUACACAAAUAAAGAAGAUACAUUUACAAAUACAGAUGCAAAAUAUGAUGAAGUGAGACAUGAUGAAACAGAGGUGCAACGCAAACCUGAUGAUACUGCAGACUGUAGUAUUGAAAUCAAUACAAAAGAGCAACAUAUAUGGACACGAGUUGAAACGUUGUUAUUAAUUAAUUUAUAUAAGGAGCAUAUGGAAAUGUUCAAUAAUCCAAAAAUUAUAGCCAGGCAAUGUUGGAACAAUAUUUCAAAAAAAAUAGGAGAAGCAGGACAUCAAAUAUCACCAAUAAAAUGUUCCACCAAAUUUCAGUGUUUGAAAAGAACGUAUAAAUCUGUUACUGAUCACAAUAAAAAGUCAGGAAACAAUAGGAAAAAAUGGGAAUAUUAUGAGGUUAUGCAUGAGAUAUUUGGAACCAAACCUUGGAUUGCUCCAAUAGCGACAGCUGGGAGUAACAUUAAUAUUAUAAGUGAAGAUACAGAAAACGAAGAUCCAAUAAAACUAGUACCAAAGAAGCGAAAAAUUAACAACAUAUUAGAAGAUUAUUGUGAAAAAUCUUUAAAAUUUAAAAAGGAAAAAGAAGACAAUCUUGAAAAAAGACAUAAAGAAAGAAUGACGCGUUUAAGUAACAUAGAAAAUUUAAUUACAGAAAUACUCAAAAAAUAA
Molecule: messenger RNA, 786 nt
Organism: Camponotus floridanus (Florida carpenter ant)
Lineage: Eukaryota; Metazoa; Arthropoda; Insecta; Hymenoptera; Formicidae
Exons: 7
Coding region: 1-786 (261 amino acids)
Source: RefSeq, a predicted model, not a curated record